AUGGUCCACUGUGCAGACAUUGCAGUUCAGUUGGAGAAGAGCCAGGUGGGUUUCAUAGACUACAUAGUCCACCCUCUGUGGGAGACGUGGGGUGACCUGGUCCACCCUGAUGCUCAGGACCUGCUGGACACGUUGGAGGAGAACAGAGACUGGUACCAGUCCACCAUGCCUCAGAGCCCCUCUCCUCCCUACGACAAACACCUGCUCACAGACCGCUUCCAGUUUGAGCUGGCACUGGAAGAUGUGGAGCCCAACCACAACCACAUACAACAACUCAACGGGUCCAACCACAUGGUCAGACAGGAGAACGGAAACCAGGACAAUUCAAAGGAGGACCAUGUUGAAGAGGUGGAGGAGAACCAUGUUGAAGAGGAGAUAGAGGACCAUGUCGAGGAGGAGGAGGAGGAGAACCAUCUUGAAGAGGAGAACCAUGUUGAAGAGGUGGAGGAGAACCAUGUUGAGGAGGAGAAUCAUGUUGAAGAGGUGGAGGGGAACCGUGUUGAAGAGGAGGAGGACCAUGUUGAAGAGGAGGAGGAGGAGAACCAUGUUGAAGUGGAGGAGGAGAACCAUGUUGAGGAGGAGAAUCAUGUUGAAGAGGUGGAGGGGAACCGUGUUGAAGAGGAGGAGGACCAUGUUGAAGAGGAGGAGGAGGACCAUGUUGAAGAGGAGAUAGAGGACCAUGUUGAAGAGGAGGAGGACCAUGUUGAAGAGGAGGAGGAAGAAGACCAUGUUGAAGGGGAGGAGGACGACCAUGUUGAAGAGGAGGAGGAGGACCAUGUUGAAGAGGAGGAGGAGGACCAUGUUGAAGAGGCGGAGGAGAACAAUGUUGAAGAGGAGGAGGACCAUGUUGAAGAGGCGGAGCAGAACCAUGUUGAAGAGGAGGCAGAAGAAGAUAGAGGAGAGGAGGAUGUCAAAGAUAAUGGGGAUGUGGAGAACCAAAAUGGAGAACAAGACUGUGUUGGGGAAGAGCAGAAGGAAGGAGAAGAAGAGGAGGAGGAGGAAGAAGGAGAGGAACAGGAGGAGGAAGAAAGAGAGGAA
Oncorhynchus tshawytscha (Chinook salmon) is the source of this 1038-nucleotide messenger RNA. Its product is annotated as cilia- and flagella-associated protein 251-like. Gene Ontology annotation, cellular component: cytosol; perinuclear region of cytoplasm; nucleus. The record is from RefSeq and is a predicted model, not a curated record. The annotation marks the transcript as partial. Gene Ontology annotation, molecular function: 3',5'-cyclic-AMP phosphodiesterase activity. Lineage: Eukaryota; Metazoa; Chordata; Actinopteri; Salmoniformes; Salmonidae. Gene Ontology annotation, biological process: signal transduction. The transcript has 4 exons.